AGAGCCCCUGAUUAAAUAAUUCAAUUUUUCAAUGAUUGUAUUCCUCUAUAUACAAACUGUUGAAGUUGACUAUCGAAAUGAAGAUUACUCUUCUUCUCAUUUGUUGUUUUAUUUGCGUGGGAACUCAACCUUUUGAGGACUAUGACUACAGUGAAAAUUCAGAUAAAAAAUCUGAGAAAGAAUACGUUCGAGACUUUCUGGACGAAAUGAAUGUUGAAGAAAUUGUACCGGAUCUUGUGAGUUUCAAAGCCAAAUAUGAGAGGGCUUUUGAACCAGACGAUGAAAUGGAUUUGGAGAAAUAUUCUUCACAACCCUCGUUUUGUGAUGUAUUUAAUUUAUGUGAUAGGGAUUUGAAUGGAUUCACAGUUACAUGUGCAGAAUUUGGAAAUGUUUACAAGCGUGAUCCAAUUUUGUUCUCUACUAUCUGGAAAAAGGUAGCUGUAAAGUUGUGCGGCAAGUGUCAGAAAUAUUGCAAGGAACGAAGAAAACUUGCUAUAUCAAGAAAUGAAAAACAGCACAAAUAUUUUGCCGGCGACGUGUGAUCAAUCUUCGUUUGGAAUUGGGGAUUCAUUUAUGGGGAAGAUACAAUAAAAAUAAUUUACAAUAUCAAAACAUUACCCAAGUUUUAUUCAUUUUAAUAAAUAACUAGCAAUGCGUGAAAAAAUGAACAUUUUAGUCUUUCAUCAACAAAAGAUUAUGACUAUUUUUCCAUUAAAUAUUUUCCUUUUCGAAUUUUUAAUGAUUCCACCAAUAGGCACGAAAAGAUCUUGAGGUUUUACAAAUAAUUUAUGACCAUAAAAUGAAAAGAGAAAAAGCAAGUAAAAUGAAAUAUUUAAUUUCAAUUUGUUUACUUUUUAUUUUUACUGUCCUGUGUGAAAUGUAAUUUGCACUUUCUCAAUUUGUGAAAAGCUUCUCAUUUGCUACACUAUUUUAUUUAAACAAGAAUA
This is a messenger RNA of Styela clava, 947 nucleotides long. RefSeq lists its product as uncharacterized. The record is from RefSeq and is a predicted model, not a curated record. NCBI's taxonomy places the organism in Eukaryota, Metazoa, Chordata, Ascidiacea, Stolidobranchia, Styelidae.